AUGAAAACACCAUCAGAUCGUCACGUGCACAAUUGGGGUUGGGGAGAUGCUACAGAUUGUGAGCUAUCAUCUAAGACUGUGUCAUUUUGCGAGUCAUUUGCAACACUUUUACUCACGGAUUCUUGGAGCUUUGCACGCUUUGGAUUAUUAGUCAGUUGUCCCAUCUCAGCUGAAAAACGUUUCUUGGCUAGUUGCGUUACAGAUGCUGCUGAAUUAUUAAGUGAUUCUGACACUUUCUUCUCACGCUUCACAUAG
Molecule: messenger RNA, 255 nt
Organism: Clunio marinus
Lineage: Eukaryota; Metazoa; Arthropoda; Insecta; Diptera; Chironomidae
Source: the annotation of a GenBank genome assembly